AUGCAGAGUGCUGUUUCUGGUUUGAACAGAGGCCUAGCGGCUAAUGAGGAUGACCUACGAAAUGCUGAAGCUGCAGCAAAGGAUCUGGAGUCAGCUGGAGGUGCAGUGGACCUGUCUACAGACAUUGAUAAGCUGCAAGGCAGGUGGAAAUUGAUUUACAGCAGUGCUUUCUCAUCUCGCACUCUUGGGGGUAGCCGCCCUGGACCACCCACCAGAAGACUUCUUCCUAUUACUCUAGGUCAGGUAUUCCAAAGGAUCGAUAUUUUUAGCAAAGACUUUGACAACAUAGUGGAGCUUGAAUUGGGGGCUCCAUGGCCUUUGCCCCCGCUAGAAGUCACUGCCACCUUAGCCCACAAGUUCGAAGUUAAAGGUACAAGGGGGGUCAAGAUAACAUUUGAGAAGACAACCUUGAAGACAACGGGGAACUUAUCUCAGCUGCCCCCAUUAGAUGUUCCCCGUUUACCGGAUGCCCUAAGGCCACCGUCUAAUACGGGGUACGGUGAGUUUGAGGUUACGUAUUUGGAUUCUGAUACGCGUAUCACUCGGGGAGACAGGGAAGAAUUGAGGGUUUUUGUUAUUGCUUGA
This is a messenger RNA of Striga hermonthica, 585 nucleotides long. Lineage: Eukaryota; Viridiplantae; Streptophyta; Magnoliopsida; Lamiales; Orobanchaceae. The record is from the annotation of a GenBank genome assembly.